Schistocerca piceifrons (Central American locust) is the source of this 2315-nucleotide messenger RNA. Its product is annotated as cryptochrome-1-like. The record is from RefSeq and is a predicted model, not a curated record. Lineage: Eukaryota; Metazoa; Arthropoda; Insecta; Orthoptera; Acrididae. The transcript has 11 exons. Gene Ontology annotation, molecular function: FAD binding; DNA binding. Bases 204 to 1946 code for a protein of 580 amino acids. Gene Ontology annotation, cellular component: nucleus; cytoplasm. Gene Ontology annotation, biological process: negative regulation of DNA-templated transcription; circadian regulation of gene expression; entrainment of circadian clock by photoperiod.
UGCUGACUUCGCCCGCCACUGGGCGCCCACCGCGUACGUUUCGAGAAGUGUUCAACGUGUGGCAGCGAGCAGCUGUGUCCCUGACCCGCGUCACAAGUUUUGUUAGAGCAAACGCAGCGUCGACAACUGCCCGCCGUUCGUGAAGAAUGCCAAGAUGAGCUUCGCUUCGCAUCCAGUGAAUCAGUGUCCGGGAUAAAUCAACUAUGUGUGCAAAAACCACUCAGGAACACACCGUGCAUUGGUUCAGAAGGGGACUUCGUCUACAUGACAACCCUAGUCUGCGUGCGGGACUCAUAGGUGCGACGACAUUUCGGUGUAUUUUCAUCCUGGACCCUUGGUUCGCGGGUUCAUCUAAUGUCGGCAUUAACAAGUGGAGGUUUCUGCUCCAGUGUCUUGAAGACCUCGAUUCUAGCUUGCGGAAGCUCAAUUCUCGACUGUUCGUCAUUAGAGGGCAGCCAGCUGAUGCCCUUCCAAAAUUGUUUAAGCAGGAAUGGGGGACAACAAACUUGACCUUUGAGGAAGAUCCUGAACCAUUUGGAAAAGUGCGUGAUCAGAACAUAAUGGCAAUGUGUAGAGAAAUGGGAAUCUCAGUAAUUUCCAUAGCUUCACACACACUGUACAGUCUUGAUACGAUCAUUGAAAAAAAUGGAGGGAAAGCACCUUUAACUUACCACCAGUUUCAAAAUAUAGUGGCUUCCAUGGACUCACCACCUCCAGCUGAACCCAGUAUCACACCAGCAUGUGUGAAAGAUAAAUUUACCCCUAUUUCUGAUGACCAUGAUGAACGAUUUGGUGUUCCUACCUUAGAGGAAUUAGGUUUUGAUACUGAUGGCUUGAUGCCUCCUGUGUGGCAGGGAGGAGAAUCUGAGGCACUUGCGAGGCUGGAAAGGCACCUCGAAAGAAAGGCAUGGGUGGCAUCCUUUGGAAGACCUAGAAUGACAUCACAGUCAUUGCUUGCCAGUCAAACAGGUCUCAGUCCAUAUUUAAGAUUUGGCUGUUUGUCUACGAGGCUUUUCUAUUACCAGCUUACUGAUCUUUACAAAAAGAUAAAAAAGGCAUGCCCGCCUCUUUCUUUACAUGGACAGCUGUUAUGGCGGGAAUUUUUUUACUGUGCAGCAACAAAAAAUCCAUAUUUUGAUAAAAUGUAUGGAAACCCAAUAUGUGUACAAAUUCCAUGGGACAGGAAUCCAGAAGCACUUGCCAAGUGGGCCACAGGCCAAACAGGUUAUCCGUGGAUUGAUGCUAUAAUGAUCCAGUUGCGUGAAGAAGGUUGGAUACAUUAUUUAGCUAGGCAUGCUGUGGCGUGUUUCCUUACACGAGGAGAUUUGUGGAUUUCAUGGGAAGAAGGCAUGAAGGUGUUUGAUGAACUACUGCUUGAUGCUGACUGGUCUGUUAAUGCUGGAAUGUGGAUGUGGCUGUCUUGCUCAUCCUUCUUUCAGCAGUUCUUCCAUUGUUAUUGUCCUGUCCGGUUUGGUCGCAAGGCAGAUCCAAAUGGGGACUUCAUAAGGAAGUACCUGCCCAUUUUGAAGAACUUUCCAACACGGUAUAUCCAUGAACCUUGGAAAGCCCCUGAAUCAGUACAGAUAACAGCGAAGUGCAUCAUUGGGAAGGAGUUUCCUUUGCCUGUAGUGGACCACCAAUACGCAAGUCGAAUAAACAUAGAACGAAUGAAGCAAGUGUAUCAACAGUUAAGCAAAUAUCGAGGUCCAGGCAAGGAAGAUAUUACUUCAAGCGCGUGUAAGGUUUUAGGUCUUUUGGCAACAGUUCCUACAAUCCGAUCACCUUCAGUUAAGGGCGGUCAAUACAACGGCAAAGAGGACAAAACUACACCAGAGAACAGGAUAGUGAGUGCAAACAAUGAUUGCAGUAUGUAUGUUGAAACUCAACAGCAGAUGACACCGCAAGAAACUAAAUGUGACUGGGAGUUUUGCAGGAGAAACAUGUGAUUCUUUACAUUGGCAGUAACCAGUGAAAUCCCAUAAAACUAAUGCGUUAUGAAACAGAAGUCUUUCAUUAGUAGGCCUUACAGGAAGUGUUGGGUGCACAUUUUAAGAAGUUAAAUUAUAGUCUGUGAUAAUGUACUAAAUGUGAGGACAUAUGUGGGAAAUAAUCAGUAUAAAAUGAGACAUUUCACUGAAUUCCAGUCAUUGUAUAUAGAGUGUAAAUAUAUCACAAAUUUCUCAUUUUUUAACUAAAACUAUUUUUAAAAUAUUUCCAGUGAUGCGAGAUUUUUCUGUCUUGAUUUGUUACACAUGUUCAUUUCUCACAUUGUUAAUUGUAGCAAUUUUGCUUUUAUAAAGCAAAAUUAUGAUUUA